Molecule: messenger RNA, 489 nt
Organism: Lathyrus oleraceus (garden pea)
Lineage: Eukaryota; Viridiplantae; Streptophyta; Magnoliopsida; Fabales; Fabaceae
Exons: 2
Coding region: 1-489 (162 amino acids)
Source: RefSeq, a predicted model, not a curated record
AUGAGGAGCCACCUUAAACCCCUCUCUAUCACUGGAAAAGUCAAAGAUGUCCCCGUUAAUAAAAUAUUGGUGAAUUAUGGAGCGACUGUGAAUUUAAUGUCUCACCGCAUGUUGAGAAAAAUUGGCAAGUAUGAUACCGAUGCCAAACCUCAUAAUAUGGUGCUUACCAACUAUGAAGGUAAAUUGGAUUCCACUAUGGGAGUCAUCCAAGUAGAAUUAACAGUAUGGAUAGUCACAAGAUCCAUAAUGUUUGUGAUUGUGGAAACAAAGGCUAACUACAAUUUGUUGCUUGGAAGGGAGUGGAUACAUGGGGUCGGAGUUGUCCCAUCCUCAAUGCACCAGAGGAUAAUAAUUUGGCGUCUAGAUGGUAUCAUCGAAAACAUAGAGGCAUAUCAAGGAGAAAUAGUAUGCGAAGACGACUUCGGAUAUUUGGGAGCGUCUGGAAUCGAGCCUAUAGGAUGGGGAAGUGAAUUCAAUAAUGAUGAUUAA